AUGAAAUACAAAUUAUCAUGGUUGAUCAUUAUCUUCAUAUGCUUUAAUCGCAUUUCAUCCAAAUGUAUAUGGUAUGAAGGUAUACGCGAUGGUUUCAAUCGAAUCUAUCGAGAUGGCGAACCAUUACCGUUAGCAUUAGAAGAUGUAAACCUUUUAAAUGAAAUGUGUCCACACAUUCCAACUCACGAAGGUGUUUCACCGAAAUUAUGCUGUGAUCGUAAGCAACUAGCUGAAAUACGAAAAUUUAAAUAUAUUGUUGAUAAUUUAAUUGGUCGAUGUCCAUCAUGUUAUUUUAACUUUUUACGUAUUUUCUGUGAAAUGUCCUGUAAUCCUGAGCAUGAUAAAUUUAUAUGGCCAUUAGAAUAUGCCAAUGUAACAAGACCUGACGAUGAAUCAACUUCUAUGAAAGAAAAUAAAGAUGACGGUAUAAGAUCAGAAUGGGCUCUAACUGAUUAUGUUGAUCCGGAAGAAGAAGAAGAAGAAGGGAAAGAAAACGGGACACCAAAAGUGACUAAAAAGCCUGUUGCACAAGUUGAAGUUAUUACUAAAAUACGAUAUUAUAUAUCAGAUCAACAAGCGAAUGAUUUUAUUAGCUCGUGCUGGAGUGUUCGUAUUAAUUUCCAAUAUGCUGUUGACGUUUUAUGUGGCUCAUUGAAUCGUGCAUGUGACGUUAAAAAAUUAUUUCAAUAUAUUGGUUUAAAAAAUACCCAAUCGCCAAUUAAAAUUGACUUUGUUUUUGUUAAUGGUACCUAUUAUGAUCCUGAAGUCAAACGAAAAUUUCAACCAUCGUCAGCGAAAAUGUUCGCUUGUGAUCAGCCAGUUAUAUUACCUCAUAUGUCAAGAGAAAAAUGCACAUGCAUGGAUUGUAAUGCAAUGUGUCCUAAAAUGAAUAAUACAAAGACAAAAGUUUCUAGUCAAAAGAAUAACACAUUAAUUGAAAAAAUCAAAUCAAAAAUCUACAAUUUUCACAUCGUAACGAUAGUUGCUAUUGGACUCUAUAUUUUAUUUGUUAUUAUGUUUAUGAUUUCGUAUGUAUUCAUUUGUAUAUGGAAUAUGAAAAGUGAUGAAAAAACUCCUCGUGGUGAAAAUAUGCAAACUGGUGAUUCAAUUGCAUACCAAGAAGAAGUGAACUUCAAAGCAGCUACUUCUAAAAGUAAAGAUGAAUCUGAUUCAGACGUGUCAUUCAAUGAUGAACGAAUUGGAUUUUUGGAUCGGCUAGGAGUGAAAAUCGAUGAUGGAUUACAUGAUAUAUUUAAAGCUAUCGGCUUAUUCUGUGCCUACCAUCCAAGAUAUACAAUUAUUCCUGUAACAGUUAUUCUAUUUGCUUUAUGUUUUGGUAGUCGUUAUUAUACAGUAACAACAGAUCCAGUUGAUCUUUGGGUUGCAUCAAAUUCUCGAGCACGUCAAGAAAAAGCUUACUUCGAUGAAAAAUUUGGCCCUUUUUAUCGUAUCGCACAUCUAAUUCUUGUACCUAAGAAUAAAAGUAAUAUCACUCUUCAAUACAAAACUCCAUUAGAAGCCGAAGAAAAACAUACAUUUGGACCUGUAUUUGAACGUAAUUUUCUAAUUGAUGCAUUACAAUUGCAAUUAUUUGUUGAAAAUUUUAAUGUGACUACAAAAUCUGGCCAAGUUAUUUAUUUAAAUGAUACAUGCUAUAAACCUCUCAGUCCUGACAAUAAUAAUUGUGCCAUAUUUUCAUUAUUUCAAUAUCAUCAAAACAAUUUAACAUUUCUCUUAAAAGAACCUUUAUAUCCAUCACAAUAUCUUGAAUGCAUUCAAUCACCAUUAACACAAAUAACAAGAUCAUUUCAUCGUACAUGUAUGGGUAAAUUUGGUGGUCCUAUCGAUCCAUAUAUGGUUCUCGGUGCUUUUCCAUCACAUGAUGAUGUGCCUGAUUAUGCUAAAGCUCAAGCUCUUAUUAUAACCAUUACGAUAAAUAAUCAACGGAAAAUUGAACGUACUGAAAAUAAACAACUAAAAAAUACUCUUCUAUGGGAGAAACAGUUUUUAGACUACAUGAAAACAUUUCGAUCAGAAUGGUUUGAUGUUAAAUAUCGUGCUGAACGAUCUAUUGAAGAUGAAAUCGAACGUGAAUCUAAAUCAGAUAUUAAAACAGUACUGAUAUCAUAUAUGAUUAUGUUUCUCUAUAUUGCUGUUGCUCUGGGUCGAAUAAGAAAUAUUCGACAUUUAUUUGUUGAUAUGAAAGUUUCAUUGGGUAUUGCAGGUGUCGCACUUGUUACGCUUAGUGUUUGGGCUAGCGUUGGCAUAUUUUCAUAUAUGAGAAUUCCAACAACAUUAAUUAUAUUUGAAGUUAUUCCAUUUCUUGUGCUAGCAGUUGGAGUUGAUAAUAUAUUCAUAUUAACUCAAUCAAUUCAACGCGAUGAACUUGAACCAGGUGAAGAAAUUGAAUCUCAAAUAGGCCGCAUUGUGGGCCGCGUAGGUCCAGCUAUGUUAUUAACAUCUGUAUCUGAAAGUAUUGCAUUCUUUCUCGGUGCAUUAACACCCAUGCCUGCUGUUCGACUAUUCAGUUUAUAUGCAGCAGUUUCUGUAUUAAUUGAUUUUUUGCUUCAAAUAACAAUAUUUGUUACUUUUAUAACACUUGAUCAUAAACGAGCCAUUGAAAAUCGUAUUGAUAUAUUCUGUUGUCUACAAGUUAAACGCGAUAAGACUGUUGAUCGUCGACGCCGUCGAUUCCGUUUCCCAAGUAUGAGUUGGUUCAAUCCAAUGACUACGAAAGCACGCACACCUGCUGACUUUGUAACUAGUGCCGAAAAUCCGUUUCUAACACCAUUAGCAACAACAAAAUCGGAUAGCUCGAAUAAAACACCAUUUCGUCAAUCAUCAAAAAUUGAACCAAGUGAAAAGCACUUAAUGGAAAUGGACGGCUUCUUAUUUACUGUUUUCAAGCGUUAUUAUGCUCCAGCAGUAAUGAAGCCUUAUGUACGGCCAACCGUUAUAUUUGUAUUUUUUACAUGGUUUGCAAUGAGUAUUGCUCUAUUGCCAUAUGUUAAAGUCGGUCUAGAACAAAAUAUAACAAUGGCCAAAGACUCCUAUAUGAUUGAUUAUUUUUCAGCAUUAAAAGAAUAUUUUGCUGUUGGACCACCCGUCUAUUUUGUUAUUAAACAAGGCAUUAAUUACAAUGAUCUACGUGCGAGCAAUCUCAUAUGUGCAAGUGCUGGAUGUUCAGCUCAGUCAAUGGCAAAUCAACUAGGCAUUGCUUCGUUACGUCCAUUGGAAACACGCAUAGCACAAAUAGGUACAACAUGGCUAGAUGAUUAUUAUGAUUGGUUACGUCAUCGAGGUUCGACUCCAUGUUGUCGUUUACAUAACACUACAGGAGAAUUUUGCUCAACAAAUGCGCCAUCUCAUGCAAACUGUUAUCCUUGUACACGUAGUACAUCACGCGAAACUAUAACAAACGAUGAAUUUAAAAAUCUUUUACCAUUCUUUCUAAAAGAUAAUCCGAAUUUCAAAUGUGCUAAAGGUGGCCAUGCUGCUCAUGGCAGUAGUGUAGCAAUAUCAUCCAAAGAUAAUGGUGUCGAAACAAGUUUAAUUAUGGGCUUUCAUAGCCUUUUAAUAAGUUCAAGUGAUUUUAUAGAAGCAAUGCAACAGGCAUACAUUUUAACAGACAAUAUAACACGAACAUUAAAAUCAGCUGGCUAUGAUGUUGAAGUGUUUCCAUAUAGCAUAUUUUAUGUAUUUUACGAACAGUAUUUGACAAUUUGGCAUGAUGUUCUUUUAAAUUUAUCAAUAUCGGGAGCAGCUAUUUUUGUGGCUACAUUUAUUCUGCUUGGUUUUGAUAUAAUAUCAGCAUUUAUUAUAACAUUAACUAUUGCUAUGAUUACUUGUGAUAUGAUCGCCAUGAUGUAUGUUUGGAAUAUUGAAAUGAAUGCUAUCUCACUAGUGAAUCUCGUUAUGUCAGUUGGAAUAUCACUUGAAUUUUGUGCUCAUAUAUGUCGAGAUUUUAUCUUAUCAGCAACAGGAUCAAGAUUGAAACGAGCAGAAAAAGCACUUGCCCAUAUGGGCAGUUCAGUCUUUAGCGGUAUAACUUUAACUAAAAUUGGCGGUAUUGUAGUGCUUGGCUUUUCACACUCACAACUUUUUCACAUAUUUUAUUUUCGAAUGUUUAUAUGCAUUGUUUCAUUCGGUGCUGCUCAUGGCUUAAUAUUUUUGCCUGUGUUACUCAGUUACAUUGGUUCGAGUCCAAAUCAUGCGCGCAAAAUGCGUCUGCAUCAUCCCGAGUCAACAGAAAAAUCACGUGAAAAUCCAAUGCCAAUGACAUCAAGUGAAAUAUGCUAA
Messenger RNA from Rotaria socialis, 4299 nucleotides. The record is from the annotation of a GenBank genome assembly. Lineage: Eukaryota; Metazoa; Rotifera; Eurotatoria; Philodinida; Philodinidae.